This is a messenger RNA of Camellia sinensis, 1199 nucleotides long. Lineage: Eukaryota; Viridiplantae; Streptophyta; Magnoliopsida; Ericales; Theaceae. The record is from RefSeq and is a predicted model, not a curated record.
UCCUCUCUCUCUCUCUCUCUCUCUCUCUCUCUCCAAUGGCUGCUCUAGCAUUCUCCAUUGUUUCUCUUCUGCCCUUCUUCUUCAGUUUUUGCCUCCGCGGCACUUACGGUGACUAUGGAGGUUGGCAAGGUGGUCAUGCUACUUUCUACGGUGGGGGUGAUGCGUCCGGCACAAUGGGAGGAGCUUGUGGGUAUGGCAACUUAUACAGCCAAGGCUAUGGCACCAACACUGCAGCUCUCAGCACUGCUCUAUUCAACAAUGGGCUGAGUUGUGGGGCUUGUUAUCAAAUCAAAUGUAAUGCUGACCCACAAUGGUGCCUCCCUGGGACUAUCACUGUCACUGCUACUAACUUCUGCCCUCCCAACCCUUCUCAAUCUAAUGACAAUGGUGGGUGGUGCAACCCUCCCCUCCAGCACUUUGAUCUUGCAGAGCCUGCUUUCUUGCAAAUCGCCCAAUACAAAGCUGGAAUCGUCCCGGUGUCUUUCCAAAGAGUGCCCUGUGUCAAGAAAGGAGGCAUAAGGUUUACAAUCAAUGGCCAUUCUUACUUCAACCUAGUGUUGAUCAGCAACGUUGGCGGCGCUGGGGAUGUCCAAUCGGUGUCAAUUAAGGGGUCCAACACAGGAUGGCAACCCAUGUCAAGGAACUGGGGCCAAAAUUGGCAAAGCAACAGCUACCUCAAUAGCCAGUCUCUCUCCUUUCAAGUUACCACAAGUGAUGGAAGAACCGCCACCAGCUACAACGCAGCACCAGCUAAUUGGCAAUUUGGGCAAACAUUCGAGGGGGAUCAAUUCUAGGUUUUCAUGAGAAAGAUUACAAAGUUUGUAUAUGAUAUUGAAUUUCAGGGUGGGUAGGUUUGGGAGAGACUCGGAGAAUUUAGAGUCUAUUGCUGUGGUGGUUAACUAGCACCCGCUUAGGCCUACAUAUAAUUUUUUUUUUUUUUCUCCGUGGCAUAGCACAACUUUAUUGCUGUUAUGCAAUAAAGGUUAGUUAUAGUUACCUUCAAACAGAGAUGUUCAGUUUGUAGGCCUUAGAUUGGAAUCAAGGCUAUAGAUAUUUAUUUGGCAGCCUUAGAUUGAAAUCAAGCCUGCAUGAAUAUCAUAUAAAGUUUGCAGAUUUAAUGCCCAAGUGGGCAUAAAAACCGAGUUGGGGCAACUUGAUAUUAAUGAAUUUAGGUUUCAAUGCAUUGAUCCAUUUGUGCA